GCCCUCGCAGACGGUCACACCUCGCUGCACUUUCUAAUCAGUUUUGUUCCAAUCAGAUUAAAUAAACCACCAAAAACAAAUUAUAGAAUCCGGGCAUUAUCUUGCCUCUUGACCAAAUGGAACUAAGCUGGGAGAUAGUGCUCUGCGUGGGCAUUGCCGUGCUGGUUCACGUUCUGGUCUACCUGUUCGUCAUGGGCAAGCGGCCGAAGAGUAUUGUUGGGCGUCAUGUGGUGGUCACGGGCGGCUCCAAGGGAAUCGGGCUCUGUCUCGCAGUGGAGUGCGCCAUGAAAGGCGCCAAUGUGACGGUGAUAGCGCGCGACGAGAAAAUGCUGAGCGGAGCUGUGGCUCUGAUGGAAGUGAUUCGCCAGAGACCGGAUCAAAAGUUCCAGUACAGGAGCCUGGACAUUGGCGGCGACUAUGAGCAGGUGGCCCAAGUGCUGGGCGAGAUCGAGGAGAAUUUCGGCCCCAUAUACACCCUAAUCAAUUGCGCCGGCAUGGCCAUUUGCGGGGUGUUCGAGGAGGUCUCGGUCCAGGAUGUGCACAAGCUAAUGAACGUGAACUUCUUCGGCACCUACAACUGCACACGGUAUGUCCUGCCCAAAAUGAAGAAGGCGGGCGAGGGCAUCAUUGUAAUCACAGCCUCACAGGCGGCGAUGUUUGGCAUCUACGGCUAUGGACCAUAUUCGGCCACAAAGUACGCCCUGAGAGCCAUGGCCGAAACGAUAGCAAUGGAGUCCAGGGAGCACGGAGUCAGCGUAACAUUGGCAAUGCCCUGCGAUACGAAUACGCCCGGAUUCGAGGAGGAGGAGAAAUCCAAGCCAAGGGAGACCAAAAUAAUUUCGGGUGGAGGAGGUCUCAUAGAGCCAGAGGUUAUGGCCAAAGCUAUACUUAAGGAUGCCUUGACGGGAAAUUUCACAUCUACGGUGGGAGCAGAAAGCUGGCUAAUCACCACUUUGGGUGGAGCUUUACUUCCUUGGGAUGGCUUCUUUACCAAUCUCCUGCAUGCCGCCGUUCUAGGACCACUGCGGCUUGUUAGCUACGGCCUGCACAAAUACUUCAACAGCGUCAUACGCAAAUGCGCUCAAGAAGAUAAGGCCAAGGCUGGAUCAGAAUAGUAAAGCAAGUAAAAGCUUUACUGUCUCAAUGCCUUUUAAGUAUUCCAAGUGCCCAGUACAUUAAAUCGCGUGUUCAUUGUAAAUUAUUCCAAAAAUGCAAAUGUUCCGCAAUUUCAUCUAUUUUUAUAUAUGUAUUUUCCAAUUGUAAUUAUUGUCUUUCUAAACUUUUUUCCUAUACAUA
Molecule: messenger RNA, 1296 nt
Organism: Drosophila rhopaloa
Lineage: Eukaryota; Metazoa; Arthropoda; Insecta; Diptera; Drosophilidae
Gene: Kdsr
Product: 3-ketodihydrosphingosine reductase
Exons: 3
Coding region: 117-1115 (332 amino acids)
Biological process (GO): sphingolipid biosynthetic process
Cellular component (GO): endoplasmic reticulum membrane
Molecular function (GO): 3-dehydrosphinganine reductase activity
Source: RefSeq, a predicted model, not a curated record